AUGAUGCAAGAAUCUGGGACAGCGACAACAAGUAAUGGAGCAUUUAAUCAAAAUGGAGGCGCGAGCACAGAGAGCGAUUCCAAGGAAGGACAAGGCAAGAGCGCCACGCCGUCGGCGGAAGUGACUGCAGCCGAUCUCGCGCAUCUCCGACAGCACCAGACUCUCCAGGUAGCACGACAGUUACUUCUGCAGCAGCAGUUUCAACAAAACACUGGCCGCAGUUCCCCCAAAACAAAUGACAAAGACCAAAGCCAACAGGUUCCAGUCUCAGUGGCUAUGAUGACACCUCAAGUGAUAACUCCUCAGCAAAUGCAGCAGAUCCUUCAGCAGCAAGUCCUGAGCCCUCAGCAGCUCCAGGUUCUCCUCCAGCAGCAGCAGGCCCUCAUGUUACAGCAGCAGCAACUCCAAGAUUUCUACAAGAAGCAGCAGGAACAGCUCCACCUCCAGCUCCUCCAACAUCAUGGAGGCAGCAAGCAGAAUAAAGAGCAGCAGGUGUCAGCGCAGCAGUUGGCUUUCCAGCAGCAGCUCCUUCAGGUCCAGCAGGUCCAGCAGCAACAUCUGCUCAACCUUCAGAGGCAAGGGCUGCUCACCAUUCAGCCUGGACAAACGGCCCUGCCACUGCAAUCCCUCACGCACGGCAUGAUUCCCGCAGAGCUGCAACAGCUAUGGAAGGAGGUGACAAAUGCUCACGUGAAGGAGGAGCACAACGGCCACCGGGGCCUGGAUCUGUCCUCGCCGGCCCCGCCAAAGAACCCUCUCCACAACCAGCAUACCCCCACCAACGGCCAGUACAUGAGUCAUAAGAGAGAAAUAUCCACCAUUGAAGAAUGCCACCCCCACAGCCAUCCUCUCUAUGGUCACGGUGUUUGCAAGUGGCCCGGAUGCGAAGCAGUGUUUGAUGAUUUCCAUUCAUUCUUGAAGCAUCUUAACAAUGAGCACGCUUUGGAUGACAGGAGCACCGCCCAGUGUCGGGUGCAAAUGCAGGUCGUGCAACAGCUGGAGCUGCAGCUCACAAAGGACAAAGAGCGUCUGCAAGCAAUGAUGACACACCUUCAUGUGAAGUCGACAGAGCCCAAAGCCACGCCACAACCGCUCAACUUGGUGUCCAACAUUACAUUGUCAAAGUCCAUCCCUCCUGAAGCUUCUCCUCCGCUGAGCCUGCCCCAGACCCCGACCACACCCACAGCGCCGCUCACACCCCUUUCGCAGACUCACUCUGUCAUCACGGCCAACAAUCUCCACAGCAUGGGCCCCAUGCGACGGCGUUACUCUGAAAAAUACAACAUGCCCAUCUCUCCAGAUCUCAGCCAGAACAAAGAAUUUUACAUGAAUGCAGAUGUUAGACCACCGUUCACAUACGCCUCAUUAAUAAGACAGGCGAUCCUCGAAUCUCCAGAAAAGCAGCUAACGCUAAACGAAAUCUACAACUGGUUCACACGAAUGUUUGCAUAUUUCAGACGCAAUGCGGCGACGUGGAAGAAUGCAGUCCGGCAUAAUCUUAGUCUACACAAGUGUUUUGUGCGGGUAGAAAACGUAAAAGGGGCUGUGUGGACAGUGGACGAAAUAGAGUUCCAAAAGAGACGGCCUCAAAAGAUCAGUGGGAGUCCAGCAUUGGUGAAGAAUAUUCAGACAAGCCUUGGCUAUGGGCCGGCCCUCUCCGCUGCAUUCCAGGCUUCGAUGGCAGAGAACAACAUACCUCUAUACACAACUGCUUCCAUUGGAAGUCCCACCCUCAACUCUUUGGCAAACGCCAUCCGAGAAGAGAUGAAUGGAGCAAUGGACCAUGGAAACAGCAACGGCAGUGACAGCAGCCCAGGACGCUCGCCGCUGCCAACUAUGCAUCACAUCAGCGUCAAAGAGGAACCACUGGACCUCGAGGAGCACGAAGGACCUCUCUCCCUGGUAACGACUGUCCAUCACAGUCCCGAUUUUGACCACCACAGAGAUUACGACGACGACCAGGGCCACGAUGACAUGCUGUGAAAGCCGCGCAUCCGUCUGGGAGACGCACAGCGAAUAGCCGUCCGUCUCGGACGCUUGAUUGCCGCCGUCGCCAAGUCCCUCUUGAAUAGUGCCAUAAAAACAUAUUGUGACUCACAAAAACAUGGGUUCUUUUCCUUCCCCGGCCUCUUUUGACAUUUGAAGUCAGAGCAACUUUGAUUUCUACCCAGCGACGGACGGAUAGAUGAGUUUGGUACGCGGCGACACGCUCGCCUCACCGAUGAGAGACCAGAAGGGGACGAAGACCCUCAGCACUCGGGCAGGACGGCGGACUGUGACGGGGUUACAUCUUGCCCUCCUGCUCCUCCCCACCCCCACUCUAUGCCCUCUCCCCACAUCUUGCCUGUGUGAGGACACAUAUUGACAGAGACCAAGUGACUGACAUGUCAAAUCGGGGGAUGUGCUUUCACUGCCUUCAAUACUUUGCAUCACGAUGAGUCCAUCUACUGUGAGAGGGGUGUUUUUUGUUUUUGGUUUUUUUUCGGUUGGGGGACAGUUCAAUUUUAUCAACACAAUGUCUUUCCAUCAGCCAAUGCUGUUAUUGAUGUUGUCUUUUUUUUUUUGUUUGGGUCUUUUCUAUAAACUCAUCAGACCUCAUGUCCAUGCUGUGGAGAUUUUGUGUGUGUUCCGCACUUGAAUGUUUAUGAUUUCCUCUAAUGUUGUUUUAAAAAAAAAAAAAAAUGUCUGACAAUGUAUCAUUUUUCUGUCAUUUACUCUGCCGAAAAGAAAAAAAAAUGUAGCCUAGCUAUUCAUCACCUCAGCGCCCCUUCGCCACCCCUUUUAAUGAAGUCCACUGGCAUUGCAGCAUUCCUAUGAUGAAGGCACUCUCCGUGCAUCCGUGAAGUUUAAUUUAAGAUGUGAAUAAAUGACAGAGAAAUUAUACAGGUUCUGAUUUAUCCUUAUGACAUUACACUUUGAAACAGACCCGAGCACGUUGGGCUGCAACACAAUUUUUGAUCACUUGCAAGCAGUUUAGUGAGGGGGGAAAAAUGAAAAUGUCAGGCGUGCACCAGCAAGAUAAUGAUUUGGACUAAUUCCUGAACAUAGCCACCGUUGUUGAUCAAGUGUGGGUUUCUCCUCGCUGUCAUUUCUAACUUGAGUCCAGAUAAACUUUCUUUCGCUGUGAUUUUGUUCUGACCUGGGUGUUGAUCAUUUCACAGCAGAAGAAGGUUUACUUCAGGAAGGGAAAGAGUCUAAAUAUUUGCAAUUAACUUUGCCCGUUCCAGAUUUUCACACCAAUGAGAAAGGUCUGAAAAUGCACAUUUCCGACAACUUAUCGACACAGUUAGAAAAAUUGGUCUUUUAUGAAUCCCACUUUUGUUUCUUAUUUAUUCUCGCAGUUGUAUGUGGCUUUUGGGGAAUCAUCGGGUGCUAAAAAUUGUGUUCUGACACUACCAAAGAGAUACAAAAUCAAUAACCAUGCAGCAAGUGGAUCAGGCCCAAAAUGGCUUCCUCCUCCAGUUUUCUCAAAUCGCUCAGUCCACUGCGAUUUGUGAACUAAAGGAGGUGUCACAAAAUGGGCUACUGCAAUAACCAAAAAAUAAUGAGCCAGAGGCUUUGACCAGCCAUUCCGACCAAAUUAGGGAAACAUUUUGUCUACGUAAGUGCGGUAAAUAAUAUUAUUAAUAUUAUAGAGGAAAGGAGAGGAACAAAAUUACGAAAUCUUUGCUAAGACCAUUUUAGACAACUUUCUUGACUUCAAGUGGACCACGGAAAUCAUGCCAUGUUUUGUUUCGAUAUUCCAUGUUCAUGUCUCUGUUUUUGAAUGAUUCUAUGCCUGUUUUUGCUUCCCGACUGGCUUCCAAUGUACCCUAACACAGAUGAGACGUUCUGAUUGUUUUUAAGUUUCUGUAUUACUUUUUAUAUUAAAAACAAAGCACUCAAUUCAAUUUAAGAUGGGCAGAAGGUACUUUGUGACAGAUGCGUUUAAUGCUCAUCCCCCCCACCCCCCCCAAAAAAAAAAAGUAGAAGAGGCCAAUUUGUCCAAACGAGGCAUCACAGUGUCAGUACCAGUCUGGCAGAUGGUGAGAGCAGUCCGAUUUGCCCGACAACCUCUAGUCCCAGCCUACAAGUGAAGAAAAUUGUUGAGUGGAAUUUACUUAAUUUUAUUUUGUCAAAUGGUUGUAAAAAAUAAAAACAUCUGGAUCCAGAUACAUUUUGUUCAGUUUUUUGCAAUCAUUUGACAAAAUAAAAUUGAGCAAAUUCAACAAAAAAUAUUUUUGGUGUUUAGUAAAAGGCAAAAAUCAUGUGGAGGAUAUCUUCGUGGUUCGGUCUUUGAUUUGCUCAUGCAUCAAGCACUCGGUUGCGCUCGUGUGCGUGUGCGUGUGUGUGUGUAUGUAGGUGUGUGUGUGAGAUGAAGCAAAAGAACGAUUUUAAACAAUUAGCUUUCUGAUGACUCAGUUGAAUUUUUAUUUUUUUCCCCUUCUGUCAAGAGAUAGAUUUGUGCGUUCUCAACAGUAUUGGGAUAUCAAAUUGUGCCGCACAUGAAUUCAACUUCGUAACUCUUAAUUUAAACAAAUCAAAAAAUCAUCAUGGCAGAUUUGGGGGCUGGCUGGCUAGCUGGGCAGGAUCCUCCUCCCAAUUUGGGAUUUUCAACUGUAAUAUAGGAACAGAAUUUUCUCUGUUUUGGUUGACUUUUGAAUUUUUUUGUACAGACUUUCCCUUUGUUGUGUUUUUGAUACUUCCUUUGAAUGGUCCAACCACUGCCUUCUAUGUGAAACGUGCAAAAGGAAGCUUUCUCUUUAAACGGAGACGUGUUGCAUGACAAACUCUCGGCUCGUGUAGAAGGAAGGGUCUUAUGGUGGAAGUGGCCCCUAAAAAUAAAACAAUGAUAAUUUUAUAUGGAGUUAAUAGGAAAAAGACAAAUAUGCAGUGCCAAGAUGUAAAAGAUGUAAAGACUAUUGUUAAAUAAUGUCUUCUUUGUUUUUAUUUUUUAAAGGAGAAUUAUCAGUGGUGCAUCAGAUUUGCCCUCCUCAUCAGCCUUUAUCGUUGUUGUUUAUUUUCUGAUUUAAAGUUUCAUUGUCGGUGGGCAGAGGUUAUUAUAGAAUCUUGUCGCAUAGUUCCAUCGCCGCCAAACAUUCAGUCCGCUUCUUGGAUUUCAGCCUCUCUUACCGUGCACUUUUUUGGUGGGUCACGGGGCCACGUUCUCAUCUUGCCGCUCGGUCUUUCUUUUCUUUUAUUUAUUGGAGGAUGAACUAUGUUGUUUUUUUUUUUUUUGCGCAUCGCUUCCACGAAUGUGUCACCUCCUCAUUCCUCAUCUAACCGAUGCAGACCACUCUGUUGUAGUCAGUGCCAACUACUGACGUGAGCGUUCUAAACAUGCAAUAAAAUGCUGGUUGUAAAGUC
Messenger RNA from Syngnathus acus (greater pipefish), 5346 nucleotides. RefSeq names its product forkhead box P1b (gene foxp1b). Gene Ontology annotation, molecular function: RNA polymerase II cis-regulatory region sequence-specific DNA binding; DNA-binding transcription repressor activity, RNA polymerase II-specific. The record is from RefSeq and is a predicted model, not a curated record. Gene Ontology annotation, biological process: regulation of transcription by RNA polymerase II. Bases 1 to 1983 code for a protein of 660 amino acids. NCBI's taxonomy places the organism in Eukaryota, Metazoa, Chordata, Actinopteri, Syngnathiformes, Syngnathidae. The transcript is spliced from 16 exons. Gene Ontology annotation, cellular component: nucleus.